Molecule: messenger RNA, 4244 nt
Organism: Athalia rosae (coleseed sawfly)
Lineage: Eukaryota; Metazoa; Arthropoda; Insecta; Hymenoptera; Athaliidae
Product: UDP-glucosyltransferase 2-like
Exons: 5
Coding region: 2401-3993 (530 amino acids)
Molecular function (GO): UDP-glycosyltransferase activity
Source: RefSeq, a predicted model, not a curated record
GUCUAGGAUAAAAUAGAAGUGGUUUUAUAAUCGACUAACUACACAUUAUAUGAGAAUAAUUGAUUACCUCUCUCGGGGCUAGGUAUCAUCAGACGUAUACCGAACCCAUUUCUGAGUCUCUAAAGAUAGAUUACUUCCUUGAGAUAUGCACCGCUGAUUUUCAACCUACUGCACUUCGCGUGCUCGUAACCAAAUAAAUAUAAACAAAUAAACUUACACGUGUGUAUAUAUCUAUAUAUUCUCACGUUUCAAUUCUGAAAGACGUCGAAUCAAAAAUUUCAUCUAGGAUGCGAGAGAAAGCGGCCGAUCUUCGCACGUAUGAUUGAUGUACACACGUUAUUCACAUCCAUGUGUAGCUCAUAUAUUUUUUUUCUGUUACGAAUCUAAAAUUUUCACCCAUCCGUAUUAUCUAUCUAUAUAUAUUUCAUAAGUUCGGGAACAAUUUGGGUGCAGUUUUAUUUCAAUUUUCUUACACACAAGGUAUAUAAUUUUCGCUCAAUAACCGCAGCAUCAGAUUUCUCCCGUUGGUAGUAAAGACAAGUCGUUGCACACACAGGGUUGUAUAUAUACAUAUGUAUACACACCGGUAAUUACAGAGUAGCUAACUAACGUCGAAUAAUAACAAUAACCCGUCAACGAAGCAUGUAAAACAAUUAAUAACCAGAUUAAAGCAGCAGAGUUUAUACCGCGGUAGAUUAAAGGCCGGUUGAUAUACUCGAGAUGGUUUAUUUUGUACGUGUGAAAAAAAAAAAAAAAAAAAAACUUACAGCACGCGACCGUAUUCUUUAUCGUAUAACUAGCGAUCGAUGAAAUUUUGCAUUUUACAUUGACCGCGUUUCCCGCAUCGUUGAUCCAGUUCGCGAGGAAGAAGAAAAAAUUUUCAUAUGAAAAAAAAAAUAAAAAAAAUAAAAAAAACAACGAACUGGAAACAUCUUUGUUCUAUUUUGCCUCGGUGCACAACCUAUUAUACGCGUAGGUAAUUGUAUCGCGGCGGUGCGUUGUUGCUUUCACAUUUGGUUAAUCGUCUCGCGGUUAUUUCGCGAUUCACCUCAAGGUAUGUAUAAUGGUUUAUAGAGCGCGCGUAGUUUGAACCUAAUAGCAAAAUCGAUUUACGCGAAUACUCGAGGUGAACCUAGAGAGUACGUAAUGCUUUUAACUUUAUACCUACAUACGCCCGGUACGUAAAUACCUCUACGAGAUACGUGUAUUACACACAUAUAUAUAUAUAUAUAUACCUACUGAUCUGUUUCUCGCGUUAUCGCGUGGCCACGGAAUACGCUCGCCAUUUACGGGAGCUUUUAUGAUCCGAGGUGAGCCGGGGAGCUGCCGGAGUCUGAAAAUGCCCCCGGCGAUGCGGUGUACAAUAAUAAUAAUAAUAAUACGAGAAUCCGCGUGUGCCCCGCAGGACCACUGCGGACGCGGCAGGAGCAUCAGCGGCAGCCAACCGGGUUUUUUUUUUUUUUUCUUCUAAAGUUACGUAGUAAGUUCGUUCCGACGCUCCGAAGCUCGAAGGAGCGAUAUCCGACGUUGCGCGUGUACGAUAAAGUACACGCGUACGAAAUACGAAACACACACACGGUAUAAUACGCCCGCAGACUGCAACGAUCCACGCCUAAUUGCCCGAUCAAUCAUUUCGCACGCGCGUAUUGUCGCGCGAAGUAGGGGGUGAACGCUGAUACCGCGUGGGUAUGUAGCUACGUACGUAAUAAUAUCGCGUGUACACGAUCGACCACUUUUACGUACAUAUGGAUAAGAGGAAGCGAAUAAAAUUUCGCUGCGUCACAAUUACAUUACCGACGCCCGACCCCCCGACGAUCUUCAAUUCGCCUAUAAUCGGCGUCUUCGCCCGUCACUCGAAUCGAUGCGAUGACCCCCCGUAGAAGUGGGGUGAGAAAAAAUUUCAGAGAGUCUGAAGAAAGCGUUCGAAGAGUAAAAUUUAUUUAUCGCGACGAAGGAGGGAACUGGGAUGAGGAGGACGAGUGAGAAUUGAGAGAAAAAAAGAGAAAAAAAAAAAAAAAAAUAGAUGACGCGAAACCUCAACGUCACGAUUGAACUAUUCGCGAAACUUUGUCUAUGUGCUUGAACGCGCGUGCUGCUGAAAAUUUUUGCAAUGUUAACGCUGACAAAAAUUGCGGCAGAAUAGAGUGUUAGUGUAUAGUUGAUGUAAAAACGAGAUAAAAUCUUUCUAAAUUUAGAACGAUAGCUCGUGGCGAUACAUUGAGAUAGCGUAGAGAGACCUGCGUAGAGAGCGAAUACCCAAAAAUUCAUCGAACAUUACUUUGACGAGAAAAUUAUUUCGGUGCGCCAAGAGACACGACUGAGCGCAUAUUUCUCAAUUUACUUAGCGAGAUAUUGUUACGAUAAAUCGACAAUCGUACGGUCGGGUGGUUUGUAAUUGCAAUGAAAUUGAAAAUGAGAUCAAAGUUUUGGCAAUUAUUUUUCGUAUACGUGAUGUGUUUUGCGAGAGACGCGAAGGGGGCGCGUAUUUUAGGAUUGUUUCCCCUCCCGGCCAUCAGUCACUUCAAUGUGUUUACCGAGGUGAUGAAAAGUCUCGCGGACGCCGGACACCAGGUAGACGUGGUCAGUCACUUUCCCCGGAAAAAACCGUACCCGAAUUACACGGACGUAGUGAAUUUAGAGUCGGAAACGAGUCUGGUGUUCGUGAAUAACUUGGACUACGAUACGAUGGCGAAGAUAACUAGAAAUUCGGCGUCUGCCGGAAUGCAGUUCGGGGGAAUCGCCGUGUGCGAUAUGAUGGAACAAAGCGGGCUGAAAAAAUUGAUUGAAAAUCCGCCGAAGGAUCCACCGUACGAUCUCGUUAUCGUGGAGUUCUUCGUGGCAAACUGUUACUUCGCGUUCGGGAGACACCUCGAUAUUCCGAUAAUCGCACUCGGUUCGGGGUCACCGAUGCUCCUGGCAAACGAAGCUCUGGGCAAUCCUCUGAAUCCAGCGAUCGUAUUCGAGAUAUCGGAGCAACCGAUAUUUGACUCGACAUUUUGGCAACGGCUCAAAAACACCAUUGGCACAAUCAUGAUCGGAAUGGAAAUGCGGUAUCACACGCGGAAGCAAAAUUCCAUAGUGAAAAAAUAUUUCGGAAGCGAAAUGCCGGACGUCGACGUUCUUGCUCGGGACAUAUCCCUCUUGCUGAUAAACUCGCACCACAUUUUUCACGGGAUCAGACCUUUAACUCCAGCCGUCGUUCCAAUUAGCGGUAUUCACAUGCGGGACGACGAGAAACCCGCACUGCCGGUGAAUUUGAAAAAUUGGUUGGACGAAAGCGAGGACGGUUUCGUCUACAUGUCCUUCGGUUCGAUGGUGAAAAUUGAAUCAUUUCCAAAACCGAUUAUCACCGAGAUGUACGAGGCAUUCGACAAAAUCGCACCGCUCAAUGUUUUGGUGAAAAUCGCUAAUCCCCAUGAAUUACCACCAGGUCUUCCGAAAAAUGUUUUAACCCUUCGCUGGGCGCCGCAAAUUCAAGUUUUGAAGCACAAAAAUAUACGAGCGUUCAUAACGCACGGUGGAUUGGGAGGAUGUUUGGAGUCACUUAGGUACGCCGUGCCGUUAAUAGGUGUGCCAUUAUUCGCCGAUCAAUUCAGUAACAUAGACGCAGCUGUGCACAGAGGAAUCGCGGUGAGACUCGAUCACGAAAAAUUGACGGCAGACAAAAUUAUUGAAGCGGUAAAAAGCGUCGUUCACGACACGAAAUACAAGAACAACAUGAUCAAGUUAUCGAAAGAAUUUCUGGAUCGACCAAAAAGUCCGAGAGAAACGAGCGUAUUUUGGAUCGAGUAUAUCCUGAAACAUGGAGGAGAUUCCCUACGAUCUCCAGCUGUGAAACUGACCUGGUGGCAGGUGGAAUUAAUAGACGUUUACGCUUUCACGAUGGCGAUAAUCCUGCUGACUUUUUACGUCGCUAAGCUGACGAUUUUCAUGAUUCUCAAAAAAAUUUUCAACGCGAACGAGACAACGAAGUCGUCCAAGAAGAGGGAUUGAUCUACGCAUGCGGAAGACCAAUCUGGAUCUAAAAAUCUUGAUUAAGAAUGUCAGUUUUUAUCCGAUAAUUAGUAUUAUAUUUAUACCAGCGUGGAUAUAAUCAUUGAGACGACGACCCCGAAUAAAAAGAAACUUUAUAAAAUGGCAAGAAAGUGAGCGCGAAAAACGUAUGACUUAGCGAUUCUUCGAUAAGGUGGACAUCCUGCCGAACACUGGUUACUUGAAAAUACACCGAAGCCAAUUAAGCACGA